Molecule: messenger RNA, 5689 nt
Organism: Engraulis encrasicolus (European anchovy)
Lineage: Eukaryota; Metazoa; Chordata; Actinopteri; Clupeiformes; Engraulidae
Gene: arhgap44a
Product: Rho GTPase activating protein 44a
Exons: 19
Coding region: 238-2715 (825 amino acids)
Biological process (GO): neurotransmitter receptor transport, endosome to postsynaptic membrane; signal transduction; positive regulation of GTPase activity
Cellular component (GO): presynaptic active zone; cytoplasm; intracellular anatomical structure
Molecular function (GO): protein binding; GTPase activator activity
Source: RefSeq, a predicted model, not a curated record
UUGCCCACGGCGUAGAAUUGCCCCAGCAUCUUCUCAUAGGGAGUAGCCGUGUGUGGAGGAAAAUGCAUUGAAAAGAUGUCUUUGCAAUUUUUCCGUGCGCGUUUCCAAUUGCAAUGAAGAAAAGGGAUUGCGACAGGGCGGAUUUCUCUCGUGUGCCGCACCGGAAUACGGGCCUUUAUUUUCAGAGAUAUGCGGAGUAUUUUUCGCUGUAGGUGUUAACGCAGAACAAAAUACAACAUGAAGAAGCAAUUCAAUCGAAUGCGACAGCUUGCCAACCAGACGGUAGGCAGGGCGGAAAAAACAGAAGUUCUCAGCGAGGACCUUUUGCAGGUGGAGAAGCGUCUGGACCUGGUAAAGCAGGUGUCCCACAGCACCCAUAAGAAGCUGACCGCCUGCCUGCAGGGCCAGCAGGGGGCCGAUGGGGAGAAGAAGUCCGUCAAGUCCCCCGCGAAAAAGCUUCCUCUGACCACCCUGGCUCAGUGUAUGGUUGAGGGGGCCGCUGUGUUAGGGGACGACUCCCUGCUGGGUAAGAUGCUGAAGAUGUGUGGUGACACGGAAGAGAAGUUGGCCCAGGAGCUGAUCCUGUUUGAGCUGGAGAUCGAGAGAGACGUGGUGGAUCCACUAUACGCACUCGCAGAGGUUGAAAUCCCCAACAUCCAGAAACAGAGGAAGCACUUAGCCAAGCUGGUCCUGGACAUGGACUCUGCUCGAACACGGUGGCAGCAGUCGUCCAAGUCCUCCAGUCACCCCAGCAGCCAGCCGCCAGGCGGGGGCGGGGCCAAGUCUGAAUCCCUCCGAGAGGAGAUGGAGGAGACGGCCAACCGCAUGGAGAUCUGCAGGGAUCAGCUAUCCGCAGACAUGUACAGCUUUGUGGCCAAAGAAAUAGACUAUGCAAACUACUUCCAGGCGCUCAUAGAGGUUCAGUCAGAGUACCACCGGAAGUCCCUUGAGAUCCUACAGAGUAUUCUGCCCCAGAUCAAAGCCCACCAAGAGGCCUGGAUAGAGAAGCCGUCGUAUGGCAAGCCUCUGGAGGAGCACCUGACGCUGAGCGGGAGAGAGAUCGCCUUCCCCAUUGAGGCCUGCGUCACCAUGCUGCUGGAGUGUGGCAUGCAGGAGGAGGGUUUGUUUCGAGUGGCUCCUUCUGCAUCCAAGCUCAAGAAACUGAAGGCGUCUCUAGACUGCGGAGUGGUGGACGUGCCCGAGUAUUCAGCUGAUCCCCACGCCAUAGCAGGGGCUCUGAAAUCAUAUCUGCGUGAACUACCUGAACCCCUGAUGACCUCUGAACUCUAUGAGGAAUGGAUCCAGGCCUCCAACAUUCAGGACGUGGACCAGCGGCUGCAGGCCCUGCUGACCGCCUGCGAGAAACUCCCUCAAGACAACUUGAACAACUUCAGAUACUUAAUUAAAUUUCUUUCAAAACUCACGGAGGACCAGGACCUCAACAAAAUGACACCGGGUAAUAUUGCAAUAGUGCUCGGGCCCAAUCUGUUAUGGACCACCUCUGAAGGGAACAUGACUGAGAUGAUGACCACAGUGUCACUACAGAUUGUCAGCAUCGUUGAGCCCAUCAUCCAACACGCUGAUUGGUUCUUCCCCGGAGAGAUCGAGUUCAACCUGACGGGCUGCUACGGGAGCCCCAUCCACACCAACCACAACUCCAACUACAGCUCAAUGCCCUCUCCCGACAUGGACCAGGCCGAGCGCAAGCAGCCGCACGACCAGGGCCGACGCCCACUCAGCGUCGCCACCGACAACAUGAUGCUUGAGUUCUACAAGAAGGAUGGCAUGGGGGUGAGGGUGAUGGACACGUCCUGGGUGCGAGGCAAAGGUUCGUCCACCCUGGCACGCAAGGCCUCGUCCACACCCCCGUCCAUGCACGUUCCCGGCCUACCCGGCGACUCGCUGAUCCCCGAGCAGCCUGGCGAGCUGGCCUCCUCGCCCUCGCCCACCCCUCCACCUGGAGACCGGGGCAGCACUCUGAAGAGUAAGGAGCUCUCGCCGGUGACCGGCCACAAGCCCAUCCAAGUACCAACGCCCACAGUGCCCCCUCCUGGCGGUCAGCAGAGCAGCAGCCAGUCGCCACAUUCAGCAGAGCACAGCCCCCACACACUGCGCAAAGCCUCUAAGAAGCUGGCCCCCGUGCCCCCCAAGGUCCCGUAUGGAGGCUCCGGCUGCGGCAGUGGCGGGAUGUCCGACCAGUCCACGGGCCAACCGUCCCCGGUCAGCCUGUCCCCGACGCCCCCCAGCACCCCGUCCCCCUACGGCCUCGUCUGCGCGCCAGGCCAGCUGCCAGCCUCUUCGCCCAUCCAGAUGCCCAUGGGCUCGGCCACGCCCUCCCACCACGCCCUCCUCUCCUCGCCGCCCUCGCACACCGGCACGCUCACCAAGUCGCGGCCCACGCCCAAGCCUCGGCAGAGGCCCAGCCUGCCCCCGCCACAGCCCCCCACCGUGCCCGGCAGCCUGCCCACGGGAGAGACCCCGCCACCGGACCAGGGCAUGCUGGACGGCAUGUCCCCUGGAGAGAGCAUGUCCACAGGUAAACACCACAUCGGUGGCGCUGGCGGUGGUGGUGGUGCCGGUGGCAGUGGUGCACCGCCUGUGCCUGUGCCUAUGCCUAUGCCAGUUCCAGUUCCAGUGCCCAUGCCUCGUGUGGGGGCCCCACGUUCCUCACUCAAACUCUCCGUCUCACCCACCUACUCAGAGGAUGGACUCUGAGGAAGGGGGGGUGGGGGGGGGGGGUCCUCGUAAGAAGGAGCCUGUUUGUCUAUUUUGUCUAGUUCGUCUAGUUUGUCUUUGUUUGUUGGUUUGCUUUGUUUGAAAAAAAAGGAAAAUAUUCUGGGUGCCUUUCUUAGGGAAGAACAAGCACGCUCUUUUGGGUGCCUGUAGCAGUGACUUAAUAUUAUUCAGCAGAAAAAAAUGGAAAUGUCUCCUGGCGUAUCAUCAGGAUGAUAUAGCUUUUAGAGAAAAGGGAACAUACAGUAUACUGACUGUACAUGAAAAUUAUAUAUAAACAAUAUACACCAUGAAGCUGACUGUUGCCUGUAUGGAAAUCACCUGUCAAGACUUGAUACCUGUUUGUGUCAGUUAAUUUAUUUUCAUCUCCGCAAGUCAUAGACUUCACAUCCAAUGUCUUCCCAUCGCUGUUGAAGACUUGCCUAAGGCCUUUAACACAGGCAGCACAGGGCACAGUACUGUACACCCCAUAUCACAACACCGACCAUUCUCCCACCAGACCCUGUGUCUCUCUCAACGAUGUGAAACUAUGACCUGCUGCCUUGAGAAAGAACAAGAGAGUCAACUCUUCUCCUCUCUCAUUGAUUUAUAACUGUUUUGUCCUCCUCCUCCCCCCUUACUCCCUCCUCUCCUCUCCUCUCCUCUCCUCUCCUCUCCCUUCCCCUCCUCCCUGCUACCAUUGUGUACCUUGCAGCUGUGUGAAGCCAGGGACUAAGUGUGAUGCUAAGUGUGAGGGGGACAUUUGGGGUAAGCUGGUCCUGCUGCGCCGUGCGUGCCCGAGCCCCAUUUCAGCCUCACCCACCCCCCCAUACCGCAUUUGGCUUUGGCCUGGGGGCCACCACCAUGCUGGUCCGUUUCUGGGGACUCUUUGCUUUCGCUCGAUCUCUUUUCGCGCUGUCUCUCUUUUGCUCUCUUUUUUCUCUUACGUGUUGUCUUUUUGGUUCUUUUGCUGGUUUUUGCCUUUCUCUUCUUUCUUUUGCUUUGUCUUUUGUUCACACAUUCUCUCUCUCUUUCUACAGUAUGUCUGUAUUCUGCUUUUUCUCAUUCUUUCUCGAGUCAGUCUUUCUCUUUUUCUCAACCUCUCUUCUGCUCUCUGAACAGACAUUCUUUUUAUUUUAUUUCAGGAGGCGCAAAUCAUUUCACAUAACCCCUCUGCUUUCUUCCUCUCUCCAGCCCCUUUCCUCCCUCUGUGUUCGUGGGUCGCUCUGGCUAUAAAGCUUUCAUUUGCCAUGUCAGUGUUGCUACCAUUGCUAACUUGUGUGCUGUGUCAGUCUGUUGUGUGUAUGGAUGGAGUUGGACCCAGGGGUUGUGCAUGGCUGACAAACUAGCCUUCCCAGCGGCCAUUGCUCAAGCGCCCAAAACAUGACUGUGUUGCUGCUCCAUCUUAUACUAAUUCUCAUCUGCUCCUGUAGUCCGCUUUGCUCACCGUAUUUAUCUUCCCUCUCAAAGCUAACAAGUCAAAUAUGACAAACCCACCUAUAACACAUCUCUCCAUUGGCCCUAGAUGUGCUGGCAUCCAAAACCUAUCAUUUGCGAACCAUGUCAUCUUCCUUGAGUUCUCUCUUUCUUUCUCUCUCUCUUUCUCUCUCUCUCUCGCUCUCUCUCUCGCUCACUCGCUCUCUGCUUCUCUCCUGUUGUUUUCUAGUCUGUUUCACCUACUCUACUCUUCUAUUUUUUUCCCUUCUCGCUUGCCCCUUUUUUCUCUUUCUGUUUUUGCCUCUUCACACACCAUGCUUCCUUACUUUUUUUUUCGCACCCUCCCUCCUUCUCUCUUCCCCGCGCUUCCUCUUUUCUCCCUCCUGAGCCUGACAGUCCGUUCUGCUCCAUCCCAUUCUGACAAAAAAAAAGGGAUGACAUCACCCUCAUCCCAGAGCGCAGACGCAGUGCAUCAGACAGCUGCAAAGCAAAUGUUUAAUUUUUUUCGUAAUCAUCAUCAUCAUCUGUAAUCAUUAUUUAUUAUUUCCAUUAUGACUAUUGCCAUUUUUUUUCCUCUCCUCUUCGUUCUGUUCCAUUUCAUUUCAUUCCAUAUCCUUGGCAUUCCGUUGGGGCCCCGCCCCUGUCACUCUACUACGCUUCCACCCAACGCACACUCAUCCAUCCAUCCCGUGUUGCUGCUGUGUUGUUGGUGGUGUUGUUUUGGUUGCUGUGGUAAAAUGUGACGUGUUAUUUGUGUGUCAUCUGUGUAUAGCUCACCUGUUGUUACCAACACCCCGAUUCAAAUACCUUAUACUCAAGGACCUUAUUUCACAUCCAUGCAAAGCAAUGUGUUGAAUGACUAGAGAUUUUGUCUGUGCUUUUUAAACAGUGUUACAAGAACAUUGUCGAAUAGCCCCAUAAUUGCACUUAAAAUAGCACUUAAUCUUUAGAAUGUUAAAUUAAAUGUAAUGCCGUUCCUUUGAUCACUUUGGAAGAGUUUCUCUGUGGUAGACUCCCUGUUUUUGAAUACGGGGGAGACAACAAUGUACAUACUUACCAGCUGCUUUCUUUCUGACUAAAAUAUCGAAGAAACAGACCAUACUAAUGCUGCUAAUAGAUAACACGUUGCUAACUGAAUGCUGUGCCUGCAAGGUGAGGAACUGAACUUUGACUUUGCCUUCCCUGUCUCCUCUCUCAUGUCAUUCACACUCAUGACCCAUUCAAACCACCAUUGAAACAACCUGUGUCCUCCUUCCUCCCUGAACUUCACUACUCACUCUUUGCCAUCCUCACCGUGUGCCCUUGUCCUGUCACCAUCUUGCGCUUCUAUCGUCUUCUUCUUCUUCUUCUUCUUCUUCUUCUUCUUCUUCUUCUUCUUCUUCUUCUUCUUCUUCUUCUUCUCAUGUCGUCUUCUUGUCCUUUCUUCGUCCACUUCAUCACCAUUGCCAUCCAACAGCAGACUUCUUCAGUUUGGAAAUCCCCUCCAUCAAUGUCAACCUGGACAGCAUCCUGGACGAGUUCAGGGUGACCCCCUGCCGUG